AUGGAUAAAAACAUCAUCAUCAAUAAUAAUAAUAAUAAUAAUGAAGAAGAAAAUUUAAACUAUAUAUUAUAUAAAAAAAUAUUUAAUAAUAAAUUUUUAUCAAAUUAUAUAAAUAAUUUUAUAUAUAAAUUAAAUGAUGAUUAUAUUAAACAGUAUUGCAGCGAUAACCACUACCCAAAACCAUUAAAUAAAUAUUUUUUAAAAGAUGUACCAUAUAGCAGUGUUUUUCAAACCAAUAAUAUAUAUCUUUUUAGAGAUAAAAUAAAAUCUAAAACUACAGCAACAGCAACUGAUGGAACUAAAAAAGAAAACGAUAUAGUUAAUCUAUGUAAAUUUUUAAAAAAGAAUAAAGAAAGAAUAACAAUUGAUGAAAUUAAAGACUUUUAUCAUCUAAAUAAAGAGUAUUAUUUUAAAAGCUUGGAUAGUCCAGAAAGCACUGUUAUUGAAUCAAUAGUAAAUCAUAAUUUAGUAUCGUUGUUUUCUAUAGUAUAUCAAGACCAAUAUGAAAUCUUUUUCAGUUACAAAUCAAUAUUCAACUCACUAAAAAGAAAGAGCAAAAAGGUAUCAUUAAUAGGUGAAGCCAAUUCAAAAUUUUUUGUAUAUUCUAAUAGAAUUUUAAUUAUGAACUCAUUUCUUCGUUCUUCAUUGGAAAUGGUAAAGUUUUUAUACGAACAGCUCGAAAUCGAUAUAUUUCAACUUGCAUAUGACGACAUUCUAUUAUGGGCCAUUAUCAGUGACAAUAGGUUAGACCUAGUUCCAUAUUUAAUAAAAGAUUUAGAUUAUUUUAAAAACCAAUCCAUCUAUUCAACUAGAUCAAAAACAGAAAGCAACCUGUUCAGUGAAGAUUUUUAUAAUUAUCUAUUUUUAAUCGAUCAUAAAUCAUUUAAAAAAAUAAUUAAAUUUUACCCAAACCACACCCACAAUUACACGAUAAAUAAAAAAUGUUAUAAACUAAUUCAAGAGCAUACAAAUAAUAAUUUAAUAUUUGAUCAUCAAAUUAAUUGUAUUUUAAAUUUACUAUACCAUUAUAAUAAAAUUGUUAGCAAACCCACAUUGUCAGAAUCACCAUCAGAUUCAAUUAGCAAUAUAAUAAAGCAUUUAAUCGACUACAAUAAUAAAUAUCAAAAUAAUAACAAUGAUGAAAAUAACACAGCCAUAGAAAAUAUAAAGCAACUGUAUAAUUUAAAUCAAAAUAAUAAAAAUAACAAAAAGAAAAAAGAAAAAAGAAGUUUAUUUAAAUCGUUUCUAUCAAGUAGCACCUCCUCCUCGUCAUCAUCAAAUAAUGAAAAGAAUAAUUCUCUUGAUGAAUUUUCAAAACUAAACUUCGACAACUUUAAUUUAGAAAGAGAGGUAAAAAGAAUCUAUAUAUUUUUAUUUUUAAAUAAAAAAUUAAGAAGCAAUAGUACCUUUGAUAAAAUAUGGUUUUCAAAAACUUUAGUAUACUUUGCGUCAAAAUUUCAAGAGUUUCGAAUUAUAGAAAAGUUUUUAAAAGAAAUAAAUAAUAAUAAUAGCGAUCAAAACUCCGAUGCAAUUACUAAAGUUAUUCAAUAUGAAAUUUACAAAAACAUAUUUAUAUAUGGUAAUGGAGCAUUGUAUUUAUUUGCAAAAUCACUGAAACUAGAUAUCCACCUUCAAGUCUCGUUCUGUCUUUUAAACAAUUCAAAUAUAAAAGAUUUCAUCAACCUAUUGUUACUACUAAACGACCAUGACGACAACUUAUUUGGAUCACUAUUCUUUGUUGUAACAUCCUAUAUCGAAACUAAAGAAUUGGCAGAUCAAAUAAUAGAAAUCCUUCAAAAGCAUUACAUCAAAAAAAAUAUAACAAGUGGUAAUUACAAACUACUCGACUCUCGUUAUUUAGAAAACAAUUCCACUACACACUACUUUUAUAAAAAUUAUGAAUCUCUUUUUACAAAUUGGGAUCUAAGAUAUAAAUAG
This is a messenger RNA of Dictyostelium purpureum, 1938 nucleotides long. RefSeq lists its product as uncharacterized. The transcript has a single exon. The coding region runs from base 1 to 1938 and encodes 645 amino acids. NCBI's taxonomy places the organism in Eukaryota, Evosea, Eumycetozoa, Dictyosteliales, Dictyosteliaceae. The record is from RefSeq and is a predicted model, not a curated record.